Molecule: messenger RNA, 2868 nt
Organism: Hevea brasiliensis (rubber tree)
Lineage: Eukaryota; Viridiplantae; Streptophyta; Magnoliopsida; Malpighiales; Euphorbiaceae
Product: telomere repeat-binding protein 2
Exons: 11
Coding region: 579-2666 (695 amino acids)
Source: RefSeq, a predicted model, not a curated record
GCAAGGUUCGGCGGUUUUAGAGGGUUUUGCAAUCAGAGGGAAUGGAAAUAGUGAGAGGUUUAACUUCUUGCUUUUCAAGGUAGAGGAAAAUGGAAAUGGGUAGUAUUUGAAACUACGUUUUAUUGAGAAAAUAUGGGAUAUAGAAUAUGAGGGGAAGCGUAAUUGUGCUUUAUUCUUUGAUCUUUGCAUUUGCUUUCAAAUACUGAGAAUUUCGCUUUGUAACGGAAAAAGGUUUGCACUUUGGAACGAACAACCCUUGCUAAGAGUUUUUGUUUCUGUAUCUGUGGAUUUUAUGUGGGUUGAAUUGGGCUGCAAGGAAUAGUGGCUUCAGACUGAUGAUCAGAUGUCUCAGUUCUGAUUGGAAGUUUUGCAAAUUCCAAUUUCAUAGUGCCAAUUCAUUACCAGAAGCAAGAACUUUGGUUGUUGCAGGCAACAAAGCAGUUGCCUUUGAGAUAAUGUUCUUCUGACUGGGUUCUGUGAGCUCAAGUGAUUGGCAAGAUUUGCAUUUCAAAAUUAGAGCGUGAAAUGCUGAUGUUUCUCUGCGUGUGAUGUGUCCUUCUUGGUGUUAUCUCUGAGAUAUGGUGUUGCAGAAAAGGUUAGACUACGGAUUCAAUGGCUAUCAGGUUCCUCCGACACCCCGAGCUACCAGAUCAGCAAGGAGGAGAGGCUCCUUUAAGAAGAAAGUUGGAGAGAACCAGAUGUGUGCAUUUGACUUGUUGGCCAUUGUAGCUGGAAACUUAUUGCUUGACAAAGAAAGCCCUCCCAGUUCUAGUGAUACUUCAGCUGAUAAAGAUCACUGUAUGGUUGUCAAUGAUAAUGUUAAAAAUGAAUGGCAAUAUGAUGAAAAAAAUAUGAAAAUUCAAGUUCAUGAUCAAGGAAGCCCUGCUAGGAGCUUCUUUGUUUCAGAGCUUGUCUCACUAGGUAAUGAACGAAAUCAUUGUUCCAAAGAAUCAUUGUAUGCGCAGAAUGGUCUCAAUUCAGGAUUAGCUUGUACAGUAGCUACUUCUGAGUGUGCAGAGAGGAUUGAUUCUGAGAUGUUGGUGAACAGCAAAAGCAAGAAUGAAAUAGGAACUUUUGCUGGUAAGUUACACGUAGGCUCCUCUGGGCAUUGGGAGUUUGAUGACUGUAAACUAGAGCACGAAACUGGAAAAGUAAUAAAUGAUGAGCCCGAUAAAUCUGGGAAGGUACAAUGUGGCACUGUGGCUAACGUGUGCAGCUCUGAGGAUCCAGUGGUCUGGGAUGGAAAGCCUCAUGCACUUGUCAGUUCAGACAGCAGUGCCAAGGUGCCUUUGUGUGGGAACAACAUUUCCCAUAGUUCUUACCCCUCAAAUGGGGAUGAUGUAAGUGUAGAUGGUAGAGAUGAUGACGAAAACUCCUCUGGGUGUACUCACCCUAGCACCACAAAAGAAUUCUUUAGGCCAGCUCCACGUGUUGGAGAUCGAAGAAUAAGGAAAGUUUUGGCUUCUAAAUACUGGAAAGUAGCUCCAAGAUUGAAUGAUGUGACACUUUCUAACACUGAUGGUGCUGAUUCAAAGCCUCUUUGCCACAAGAGGAAGAACUAUUACAAAUAUCAGAAAUCUGAAAGGUUAUAUCCUUUCAAAAAGAGGAAGCACUUUGCCUGUGGUUCACAAUUAAAUUCUGAAGGAUGGAUUAGUAAUGAGUUUGUUUGUCAUUCACCUAAGAAGGGCUGCAAUGGAGAUGCUGCUGGUUCCUGUUCAAAGAUGCAUGCUGCUAUUGGGGCCUCAUCUUCUGUUGCAGGUCAGCACAGUUCAUUCCGACCUAGGCAUUCUCACGUGAAGCUUAGGAUAAAGUCUUUCAUGGUACCAGAGCUAUUUAUUGAGGUUCCAGAAAGCGCAACUGUUGGUUUAUUGAAGAGGACUGUUAUGGAGGCUGUGACUGCUAUCCUUGGAGGUGGUUUACGUGUUGGUGUACUUCUUCAGGGAAAGAAGGUUUGGGAUGACGAUAAAACUUUAGUGCAGACUGGAAUUUGUCAAAAUAAUCAAUUGGAUGCUUUGGGCUUUAGCCUAGAGCCCAAUUCUUCUCGAGCUCCCCCUUCUUUGUGUCCUGUAGAUUCUUCCUUUCUGAUUGACACAGCACAACCUGUAAGCAGGUAUCCACCUGCUCCAAGUGUGGUACAUCAAACCACAUACGCGGCUUCUCCUGAGCCUCAUGGGACUAAUUUAGGGAAUUUAAUUGAAAGUGACCAUGAUUCAGCACCCUCUCCUACAGAUAUGUCAUUUGAUAAAAGCACAACAGAUUCAAAAGCUUUGGUUCCUGUGCCAGAAAUGAAUAUAGAAGCACUGGCUGUGGUUCCAGCACAUCUGAAAUCCAAACGAUCUGCGAUUGUGCAGCGCCGAAUUCGUCGACCUUUCUCUGUUGCUGAAGUUGAAGCCUUGGUGCAAGCAGUUGAGAAACUUGGAACUGGAAGAUGGCGUGAUGUCAAACUGCGAGCUUUUGAUAAUGCAAAGCACCGAACUUAUGUGGAUCUGAAGGAUAAAUGGAAAACACUCGUGCACACGGCAAGAAUAUCCCCUCAACAAAGGAGGGGAGAGCCUGUCCCCCAGGAGCUCUUGGACAGGGUCCUGACUGCACAUGCUUACUGGUCCCAGCAACAAGCCAAGCAACAGCUCAAGCAGCAGCAACCAGAGACUUGCCUUCUCCUCUGACAGCUCUUAAUGAAGAGCCGAGGACAAAAAUAGACUAUUUCAUGUGUAUUCUUGUUAUUUUCAUGUGUAAAUGAAAAUAUGAGUCUCAAAGAAUUCUCAUGUAGUAUGUUCUGGCUCUCGCCUCGAUUCUUUCCCUUCAUGGAGAGGUACGGCACUUGUAAAUCAUGAUGGAAUAAGAGCUUUGAGACGGGAUUCAUUUUAA